AGCAGUACAAGAUGCAUGACGUCUGUACUCUAGUAACAGUACUAUCAUGCAUGACUACCCCACCAUCAGGUGGGUCAUCAAUCUCUUAGGUGCCACCUAUGACCUACAGCAACAUACUGAAGCAUACACGGGAUCCCUAAUCGUAGCCGUGACAUACGGACACCUUUCUCACGGCUCACAUCUUACCCGCGCGCACGAACUCAUCGAUAUUGCAAAACAGAUUGUUACUCCCGAGAAGACUGCCAUGUUCAUAGCCUUUCCUUUCUUCGAAAAGUUACCGUUUUGGUGCUUCGGUGGAGCACAUUCCCAGAUGGGACGCAGUAGAGAAUUAUCUCAACAGCUUUUGAACGAGCCCUUUAACGAAGUGAAGGCACAGAUAGCAAAUGGCACUGCUUCACACUCAUUAAUCAGUGACUUUCUCAGCCAACCUCACGAUGACGCUGACGAAGAUAUAAUGAAGGCUAUUGCGUUGACAGGAUUCAUAGCUGGCAUGGAAACCACUGCAUCCGCAUUGCAGACAUUCCUGCUGGCUAUGGUGCUAUAUCCUGACGUCCAAGCUCGGGCUCGUGCAGAAAUUGAUCAAGCUGUGAGGCAUGAUAGAAUGCCGUGCCUCAACGACAGGGCGUCCCUGCCUUAUCUUGAUGCCAUUCUCCGCGAGGUCAUGAGAUGGUAUCCUGUCGCCCCCAUAGGAUUUCCACAUACAACUUUAGAUGAUGAUGUUUACGACGGGCAUUUUAUACCCAAAGGUACAGCAGUAAUAGUCAAUCAGUGGGCACUGUCUCGGGAUGAAGACAUAUUUCCCGAUGCAUCGCGCUUCGAUCCCAGUCGCCAUCUAACUGUUGACGGGAAGCUGAAGAACCCUUUCGUCAACCAUUUUGCCUUUGGUCACGGCAGACGUAUUUGUCCUGGUCGUUGGUUUGUAGAGAACAGUCUAUGGACUGCGAUUGCUGCCAUACUCGCUGUCUUGCGCAUCGAUCAUGCCAAAGACUCAAACGGAGACAGGAUUAAAGUGAAACCAAAGUUCACCACCGGCGUGACGAUUCAGCCUGAACCAUUUCACUGCUCUUUUGAAAGCGUGAGCACAGCAAGAGAAGGACAGAUCCGAGCAAUGAUGAAUUCUGAGUAGACUUAGUAUGUACUACGAUGAACAAGAGAAUUGCUUUCGAAUACAUUGAUUCCUC
Suillus discolor is the source of this 1181-nucleotide messenger RNA. Its product is annotated as cytochrome P450. The transcript is spliced from 12 exons. Gene Ontology annotation, molecular function: monooxygenase activity; heme binding; oxidoreductase activity, acting on paired donors, with incorporation or reduction of molecular oxygen. The record is from RefSeq and is a predicted model, not a curated record. Lineage: Eukaryota; Fungi; Basidiomycota; Agaricomycetes; Boletales; Suillaceae. Bases 47 to 1126 code for a protein of 359 amino acids.